Messenger RNA from Acaromyces ingoldii, 821 nucleotides. RefSeq lists its product as hypothetical. The record is from RefSeq and is a predicted model, not a curated record. Bases 65 to 742 code for a protein of 225 amino acids. NCBI's taxonomy places the organism in Eukaryota, Fungi, Basidiomycota, Exobasidiomycetes, Exobasidiales, Cryptobasidiaceae. The transcript has 2 exons.
CACACACACACGCACUCUCUUCCUCCUCUUCUUCUUCUUCUUCUCUUUCUGUGAAUCAGGAACUAUGGCCUCUCGAUUCGCCGCACUUGGCCGCACCGCCGCCCGCGCCACGGCGCCCCGACCACCGCGCAUGGCGGCGCCGCGGCUGGCGCUGGGCCCUGUUUCAGCGCGCGGCUAUGCCUCGGCGACAGAGGCGGCCACGCAGCAGGCCAAGAGCGAUGCGCCCUGGGCCAUCACCUCGCUCCUCGUCUUUGGCGGCAUGUUCAUCUACCUCACUGCGCCCCCCAAGGGCGGCAAGAAGCACGGCCACGGCCACGACAGCCACGACAGCCACGGCAAGGCUGGCGAGGACGCAGAGGAAGGCGAGGGCGGCGACGGCGAUGAGGAGGAGGGCAAGUCGGGCGCCAUGAGCGACGAGGACUACGAGCUCGUCGACAAGGUCGAGGGCAAGCCCGCCGACGAUGCGCCGGCAGGCAACCAGCACCUCGCGUCGCAGAGCAUGAGCGCCGAGGAGGGCGCGCACCUGCAGAAAAAGACAAAGGACGCGCCGUCGGGCUCGCGCGACAACAUCACCUUCCAGAAGGGCGUCGCCAGCGCCAAGUCGGGCCACCAGGCGGGCGGGACCGACGAGGAGAAGCGCGAGCGGAUGCAGAGCAACCCCAAGAAGGUUGUCGCCGAGGCCCACACGGAGCGCGAGAACCAGCGCGCAGGCAAGGAGGAGGCUGCUGCCGACGACGAGUGAGGCAGACAAACAGUGCCGCGAUAGAAGUCAAAUCAAAUCAGUCAAUCAACAAUUCAAUCAAUCAAUGCAGUCAUACGAG